Molecule: messenger RNA, 1800 nt
Organism: Trichophyton rubrum CBS 118892
Lineage: Eukaryota; Fungi; Ascomycota; Eurotiomycetes; Onygenales; Arthrodermataceae
Exons: 9
Coding region: 1-1800 (599 amino acids)
Biological process (GO): riboflavin biosynthetic process
Molecular function (GO): GTP cyclohydrolase II activity
Source: RefSeq, a predicted model, not a curated record
AUGACGUCUAAAGGCGAACAGACCGAACCGACGGCGCCGAAGGAGACGCCGACUGAGCAAGGAAACCCUGAUACCUCGAAGAAUCCACCAUUCAAGACAGCUGAUGAGAAAGAGAAUCCUAUCCUCGCACAGGUACUGGCGGCAGUAAAGAGACUCGAGCUUGACCAUGGAAGGCUAAGUCUCCUUUUGGACGCAAUCAAUGGGCGUAUCGAGAACAUAUCCUUCAACAAGGAUAUUGCGAAGAUGAUGACAGAGGAGCAAUCACUGGAUAGAGAAUUCCCACCAGAAUCAAUACCUACAUCAGGUGCUCAGGAGGAUGGGCGUCUGAGGUCUGCUGCAGAGGACACAACGGGUGUGCCCAGAUCACCCACCGCAGUUAAAUCUCCAAAGCGUGGUGGAACAUCUCGCAUAAUUCUCACAACCUAUCCAGGUCAAUCAGGUAUUGAUCCUAUCAAAAUGGACUGGGGUAACAUGGAUCCAAGGGCCAGAGGGCCUGUUGUUGUCAGCAGACAGUAUGAUACUGUUCGAAGACGAAAUGCCAUUGGGGCGCACGGAGGAUCUUACUCGAUCUACCAUGCUCUCGCAGUCGCUAGCAACAAUCUAGAUACCGAACAUAGACCUGAUUUUACCAAUACCGAACCCGCAACGAAGAUUGGGCCUUUCCCGCAAUGGGGCGAUAAGAAAAAGAUAGUUGCCAUGGACCCGUGGGGUCAUCUUGCCCCAUGGCUCUUCGACGAAUUGAGGACAGACCAUCAGCUGGAUAUCCGUCCAACCAUCGCCAUCACUCGAGCGCACAUGAAAUUGCCGGAGCUUGCUGAUAGUGUUCGUUCAGGCAGACUAGUUCCCGAUGGGAAAAUUUGUCUCAAUGAGACGGGAGAGUUGGCUGUUACCAAGGUCGCUGUAGAACCAGUCUGGUACCUUCCUGGUGUGGCUGAACGGUUUGGCAUAGAUGAGGGCACUCUGCGGCGUGCACUCUUUGAGGUCACCGGUGGAUCGUUUCCAGAACUCAUUACCCGAGGAGACAUCAAAGUCUUCCUGCCGCCAAUUGGAGGGCUGACAGUGUAUAUCUUCGGCGACCCCGCAAAGAUGUCCGACCCGAAUGUCAAGCUUGCUCUGCGCGUCCAUGACGAAUGUAACGGUAGUGAUGUGUUCGGUUCCGACAUUUGCACCUGUCGUCCGUACCUGAUUUUUGGAGUCGAAGAAGCUGUGAAGGAAGCUCAGAAGGGUGGCAGUGGUGUGGUCAUAUAUUUCCGAAAGGAAGGACGAGCACUCGGUGAAGUCACGAAAUAUCUGGUCUAUAAUGCCCGUAAACGAGGUUCUGAUCGUGCAAGCGAGUACUUCAAGAGAACAGAGAAUAUCGCUGGUGUUAAGGAUAUGCGCUUCCAAGCUUUAAUGCCAGAUAUUCUGCAUUGGUUGGGUAUCACCAAGAUUGAUCGAAUGCUCAGCAUGUCCAACAUGAAACACGAUGCAAUUGUUGAACAAGGCAUUCCAAUCAUUGAACGGGUACCCAUUCCCGACAACUUGAUACCAGAGGACAGCAGAGUCGAGAUCGAUGCAAAGAUCCAUGCUGGUUACUUCACAAGCGGUAAAGUCAUGAAUUUAGAAGAGCUUUCGAAUGUCCAAGGACGUCAGUGGGAUGAUGUUGAUGUAAGUUAUCCGGGAAAGUUAUGUGGUGUAUACCUUCACCGUUCUAACACUCUAUUAGCACUGAUCGAUCAAGCCGGCACUUUCGACAGGCUGAAUCCUUCACUCGGGGUGACUCUUGCACUCUCAAAUACCUCCGUCUACGGUCUUAUUUAG